GCAAACGUGUUUCCGAUCGGACACAUUUGACAGAAGGACCUCAUUUAAAGAGUGACACAUGCUCGCUUUCUGAGGUUGCAGAUUUGAAGAAGACGAAAUGAGCCUAAAUAUUGUUUUAAUGCACAUUUCAACUCUGGAACGUUCUUAGACGAGUGGGCGUGGAAGAAUUUGUGAUCGUUUGGCGGGAAUCAUCAUGAAGAAGAGACUUGCUCACAGCGUGAAAGAGUCUCCUGCACAGGUGUCCACCAACUACCAGGUGGGCCAGGUGUCAGGAAGUCUGCUCCAGAAGAACUCUGCCACAUCCGCAACACUUUCAUCUUUGUUCAGCAGCGCCCAGCCCCGCGCCGCGUCAGCCCUCUUCGUACCUGCGCCCCAGCUGCCUCGCCAGGUCAGCCUGCAGGAAGCCCAGGAGGUCCGAGGUCAAGGCCGUCCCCAGCAGAAGAAGCUGCUCAAGAAGAAAUCGCUGGCCGAGCAGAAAUUGGACGUCAGAGAGAGCAGCCUGCAGGGCGCUGACGAGGGGGAGCCCGGCGCCAGGAAGAGGAAGCGGGAGGCGACGGGCGACGAGGAGGCGGAGCAGCACUGGGCGGUGAAGAGGCAGAAGUUGCGAGCUCACAAGCAGGAAGAAGCGGCCAAGGCGCAGAGGAGCGUCUUUGUGGGCAACCUGCCGCUCAGCUGCACGAAGAAGACGCUGCGCGGCCUCUUCAAGCACGACGGCGCCAUCGAGUCCAUACGCUUCCGCUCCGUGGCCCCGGAGGACCCGUCCGUGUCCCGCAAGGUGGCCGCCAUCAAGCGCCAGGUCCACCCGCUGAAGCAGAGCGUCAACGCCUACGUAGUGUUCCAGGACCAAGAUGGCGUCGCCAAGGCCCUGAAGAGAAACGGUGUGGAGUUGGAGAAGGAUAUCUUCAUCCGGGUGGACCGAGUGGGGGGCGCCUCGCACGACAACAAACGCUCCGUCUUCGUGGGCAACCUCCCCUUUGACGUGAAAGAGUUGGCCAUGCGGCGCCAUUUUGAGGAGUGCGGCGGUGUGGAGGCGGUGCGUCUGGUGCGGGACAAGAACUCUGGACUGGGCAAAGGAUUCGGUUACGUCCUGUUUGAGAACUCCGACUCGGUCCAACUGGCGCUGAAGCUGGACGGCUCCCAGCUGGAGGGCCGGCGCCUGCGCGUCCAACGCUCGCUGAAGACGGAGACGCGGACGCAGAAGGGCGGAGCCAAAAGAAGUUUCCCGGGGAAGAAGAGUGGGCCUAGCCGCAACUUCCGAGGCGAGCGGGCCGAGCCCAAGAAGAAGAAGUCGGCCAAGAAGAAAAUGAAGGCAAAAAAGAGCCUCCGCCUGACAGGAAGUGGGCCAACCAAAUAAAAAGCCUCACUGUAGAAAUGGAUACUUGGACUGUUUCUGUGGUGUCCAAACAUUUUACACUGAAAAUGUAAACUUUUAGAUAAAUUCUCCUUUUGAAAAACAAUAUUUGUUGACCUUUAAGGUUCCCAUCACAUUUUUAUUUUUUAUUAUUCACCGCUUUCAUCUCUUGGACUGAUAGAAAGUUAACUUUUUACGUUUUAGGACCUUUUUGUCAAAUAGCUGUGGUGAACAGAGGACUGAUUUCACCACAGCUAGAGUGUGUGUGACUAUUAUUGCUACAUUAACUUGUUUUGUAUAGCAAACAUGCCAGAUGAAAUGUUGUACUAUAUUAAUUAUAAUAAUGCAUGCUUGAAUAGGCUAUCAUCCAUUACAUGGACUUAAGUUGUUAUUUAGAAACACUUUUAACAGUUUAAACAAAUCCCACUAAAACUGUCAAGGAUCCAAAUGGAUACCACUUUUUUUUUCUUCUUUCAAAGCUUGAAUCUCUGAUCUAUUUGUUCUGCUCUCUUUUCCCCAAAAAUAUAUUUAGUAUCUAUUGUGAAAAGUCCUUGAACACCCCACAGUUGCUUUUGACAGUUUAAAGAUGAUUGGAACUGUUGGGAGUCAAGUGUUACUAGUCAUUUAAGAGGUGAGCAAGAAAGACUUUAAUCUUUACCAGCUAAUAAAAGAACAUCAACUUUG
Nerophis ophidion (straightnose pipefish) is the source of this 2035-nucleotide messenger RNA. It is a transcript of the gene rbm34, whose product is annotated as RNA binding motif protein 34. The record is from RefSeq and is a predicted model, not a curated record. The transcript has 11 exons. Lineage: Eukaryota; Metazoa; Chordata; Actinopteri; Syngnathiformes; Syngnathidae. Bases 194 to 1354 code for a protein of 386 amino acids. Gene Ontology annotation, molecular function: RNA binding.